Molecule: messenger RNA, 1491 nt
Organism: Brassicogethes aeneus
Lineage: Eukaryota; Metazoa; Arthropoda; Insecta; Coleoptera; Nitidulidae
Source: the annotation of a GenBank genome assembly
ACUAUUUUAUGACUGGUGUGGUCCAAAACUGCGAGAAUAUUUUAAGAGCCCAACUAGAAACAACAGGAAGCCCGCAGGCAAAAAGUCCGGCAGGGUCCAGCGCUGGAGCCAUGCCUCCGGAGGCCCGGACUCCCACCGCUCCGGCCAACAAGGCGUUGGCCAAUGUAAAGGGGGACCAUCCAUCGGUAAGCCCCGAUAUGGCCUUCCUGCAAAACCGUUCUAUAUCGUUGGUGGACAUGUAUAUUGACAACAGCGAACCUUCGGAAAACGUUGGACAAAUACACUUUUCCUUGGAGUACGAUUUCCAAAAUACAACUUUAAUUUUAAGAAUUUUACAGGGUAAAGAAUUGCCGGCAAAAGAUCUGUCUGGGACGAGCGACCCCUACGUGCGCGUGACGUUGUUGCCCGACAAAAAGCACCGAUUGGAGACGAAGAUUAAACGUCGAACGUUGAACCCGCGUUGGAACGAAACGUUCUACUUCGAAGGGUUCCCGAUACAGAAGCUGCAAAGUCGCGUCCUUCACCUGCACGUCUUCGAUUACGACCGUUUCUCCAGGGACGACUCGAUCGGCGAGGUUUUCCUACCCCUUUGUCAGGUGGAUUUAAGCGAAAAACCGUCAUUUUGGAAGGCGCUGAAGCCGCCUGCAAAAGACAAAUGCGGUGAGCUGCUGACCUCACUCUGCUACCACCCCAGCAACAGUAUCUUGACCUUGACGCUGCUGAAGGCGCGAAACUUGAAGGCCAAGGACAUCAACGGAAAAUCAGAUCCCUACGUGAAGGUAUGGCUCCAGUUUGGCGACAAACGCAUAGAAAAGCGCAAAACCGCCAUAUUCAAGUGCACCCUGAAUCCGGUGUUCAACGACACCUUCUCGUUCAACGUUCCCUGGGAAAAAAUACGAGAAUGUUCUUUGGACGUGAUGGUCAUGGAUUUCGACAACAUCGGCCGGAACGAGCUGAUCGGAAGGAUCCUUUUGGCCGGAAAAAAUGGUUCAGGAGCCAGCGAGACCAAACAUUGGCAGGACAUGAUAACAAAACCGAGACAAACCAUAGUGCAAUGGCACAGGUUGAAACCUGAGUAAAAAUAUAAUAUUAUUGGCUUUUUAUUCUUAAGUAAAAAUUCGUUAUUUCGUUUGCAAACAUUUCCUUAAAAAAUACGACAAAAUAAAUGUUCGAAAGCACAAAAACAACACUUUUGAAAAAAGAAAUACAAUUUUCCAGCUCUAUUUUUUAUUUUAUGUACAAAACGACAAUAAUUUUUACCUUAAAGUCGAUUUUUUCUGUCAUGAUUUCUUCCUUUCUUCAUAGAGAAACGUCACUUUUUGAUGUUUUUAGUUUUGACAGCUGUUUUCUAACCUCACUUUGACAUUUACAAUCAAUGUUGCACUGUGGCACAAAAAUGGUUUUUCAAAGGCCAAAAACAGUAUUAUUCAUAAAAAACGUACCAAUUUUUACUUUUUGCCAAAAUUCACACAUUUAAGCUGAUUUUUAAUA